Molecule: messenger RNA, 1912 nt
Organism: Zea mays
Lineage: Eukaryota; Viridiplantae; Streptophyta; Magnoliopsida; Poales; Poaceae
Biological process (GO): regulation of transcription by RNA polymerase II
Cellular component (GO): RNA polymerase II transcription regulator complex
Molecular function (GO): protein dimerization activity; RNA polymerase II cis-regulatory region sequence-specific DNA binding; DNA-binding transcription factor activity, RNA polymerase II-specific
Source: RefSeq, marked validated
ACCAAGGCAGCAACCCGCAAAUCAAAACCCUACUCCGCGCGCGCUCUCUCACCCGCCUCCAUGGACGGCGCCUCCUCCAGCCUCCCUCUCCCCCAACCACCGCCGCAGGUCUACCUCCGCCGCCCCGUGCCGCCGCCCGGCCCGCCGCUUCAGGCUGCUCCUAGGGUCCAGCCGUUCAGCGCCCCUGCGCCCAUCCCCAUCUUCUCCUCGAAGCCCCGCGCCGCUGUGAGGUCCCCGAUUCCUCCUCCUCAUCUUCCUGCUGCUGUUACUUCAGCUCCCGCUCCCCUGGCGGCCACAGCGGAGGCUCCAUCUCGGCCGCCGCCCGCAUCCACUGACCAGCCGCCCCAGCAGCAAACUGGUGCGAUGCCCCCGCCUCCGGCUCCAGCACCGGCGGGGAAGGGGGGACCCAAGCCCAAGGCACAGUUGAAUGAGCAAAACAGUGGAGAAUAUUCUCAAUCUGAAAACAACGUAGUAGAAACUGCACAAGGGCAUGAUAAGGAGACUACCCCUGGACCUGUAAAAGCUACAAAGAGGAUAAAAAAACUAAAGGCUUCUAAACACAACUUGAACAACACAAAUUCUGGAGCAAUUGAAGGAGAUGCUGAUCCUUCUUUAUCCUCAUUAAACCACUGCCGCUAUGACAGCUCACUAAGUCUGCUGACGAAGAAGUUCAUCAACCUGCUUCAAGGAGCUGAAGAUGGAGCCCUUGAUUUGAAUAAAGCAGCUGAGACGUUGGAGGUGCAAAAGAGGAGGAUAUAUGAUAUAACAAAUGUUCUAGAAGGUGUUCAUUUAAUUGAAAAGGGACUUAAGAAUAUGGUUCGCUGGAAGGGAUUUGACAUAUCGAAGCCUAAGGAUAUAGAACGCCAAAUUUCUUCAUUGAAGGAAGAACUUGAAUCUCUUUAUGAUGAAGAGUUAAGGUUGGAUGACGAAAUAAGGGAAGCAAAAGAAAAACUACAAGCUCUCGCCCUAGAUGGGGAUAAAAGAAAGUCGUUAUAUCUUUUGAAGGAAGAUAUAAAUAAGAUUCCUCACUUUCAGAGAUCCACUAUGAUCGCUAUAAAUGCUCCUCGUGGAACUUGUGUUGAAGUUCCAGACCCUAAUGCGGAUCAGUACAUGUAUGGGAAUCUGGGUUUGCAGGAGAAGCACUACAAAAUUGUCCUGAGAAGUUCAAUGGGUCCUGUUGAUUGCUAUUUGAUAAGCGGUGACCAUGAGGAUAUAUUUAACCAGGGCCAGCUGGUGGCAGCAGACAGAUUAAAACCUGCAGUUGCUACUGAUAGUUCUCAAGAUUUGCAGCAGAUGGAUUGUGAUCCUAAUCAGGCAAGUAAUGGUGGCUGCAUGCAUGCAGCAGAACCAUCCAGAAAGCAAGAAAUUGGCAUUUUGAGAAUCGUUCCAUCAGAUGCCGACGCUGAUGCUGAUUACUGGCUUGCUUCUGGCGUUGACGUUAGUAUGACAGAUGCUUGGGGCACGUAGUGGAUGGAUCCUCGGAGUUAGGGCUCUUAACCUGCCCCUUAGACAGACAAAAUAGAAUGAGUCUGCAGUGCACAAUUGCAUUGGGGCUGGAUCAGUAGGAUACCUUUAGUCUCCAUGCUCUAGGCCCGUUAACUAACAAAUCAGAGGGUACAUGGUAGGCAGUAGAUCUUGUACAUUGGCGGCAUGAUUGUAGUUGUUACUCUGUUUCAUCGACAGUUAAGAUAGAAUCAGCAAGUGCGGUAGGUCUCAGCUUAAACCUACCAUUGGACUUAGCCUUUGUUUUGAACGGAUUUGUGCGUAUAGCAAGUUAGAGGGCAGCACAGUCCGAAGGCCAUCAGUGUAUGUUCUGGUCUUCGUUUGUUUGAAGAGCAGUAAUAUUGUACAUCCUGACUAUCACCGGUCAAUCACCAAUAGCAGAUCUAUAGAGGUUAUGCAAUUCUUUUAA